AUGUUGUAUUUCAAUUUAUGCAAACAGUGUCAAAUAAAACACGGUGCACCUAGGAAAGGUAUUGUUGUGAAACCAAUGAUCAGUUCUGAGUUAAACUCAGGAUGUCAAGUUGAUCUGAUAGAUCUGCAGUCAAACAGAGAUGGCGAAUAUAAGUUCAUAAUGGUGUAUCAAGAUCAUUUAACUAAGUUUGUCCAGCUACGACCUUCGAAAAGCAAGAGAGCUGAAGAAGUAGCGUAUCACAUUCUUGUUAUAUUUUUAACAAUUGGUGCGCCAGAAAUAUUACAAUCAGAUAAUGAUAGAGAAUUCAGUAAUCAAGUCAUAUCCGAAAUAUGCGCUAUGUGGAAAGUUAUUAAGAUAGUUCAUGGAAAGCCUCGUCACGCAAACACAAGGCUCAGUUGA
Molecule: messenger RNA, 399 nt
Organism: Stegodyphus dumicola
Lineage: Eukaryota; Metazoa; Arthropoda; Arachnida; Araneae; Eresidae
Product: KRAB-A domain-containing protein 2-like
Source: RefSeq, a predicted model, not a curated record